AUGUCUGAACGAAAAGCAAUAAAUAAAUAUUAUCCGCCCGAUUAUGACCCUAUUUUGGCUGAGAAGUCAAUGAGGAAAAAUGCCAAACAAUUGAAGACGAUGGAUAAAGGAAAGACGACUAUCCGAUUGAUGACUCCUUUCAGCAUGAGAUGUCUGAAAUGCUCUGAGUUUAUUCCCAAAAGUCGGAAGUUUAAUGGGAAGAAGGAGCUUCUUCCAGAGAGAUAUUUAGAGUCUGUUAAAAUAUAUCGUUUGACAAUUAGAUGCCCACGCUGCGCAAACAUGAUUUCGUUCAAGACAGAUCCAAGGAAUGGAGAUUAUAUAAUGGAGGAAGGUGCAACAAAGAAUCAUAUCAGUACUCCUGCAGCUGAUGCUGUGACGGACCAUGGCGAAACAAUCGAUGAUUCUAUAACCCGUUUACUACUGCAACAGGAACAAGAAGAUAAUGAUAAGGACGGAUUAAAGGAAACGAAACAAGACAAAAUGGAAUUAUUAACGAAUAAAUUAAUGAAAUUACAAAGAGAAAAAGAAGAUGACGAGAUAUUGACCAAGAUACAUGCAAGUAAUUUGGAGCGAUUUAAGAAAUCGAAGGAAAUAAGUAAUAAUGCUAAAGUAGUAGCUGCCUCACAAUCAGAAAAGAGCUUGGAAAAAGAAGUUGACGAAAUAUUCGCAAAACAUAAGAAACUAGCGUCUAAGAAUAUAGUAACGGACACUAGCGACAGGAAGCUUAUCCCACAUGUCUCAAAACUAAUCCAGUCACAUGGGAAAGAGUCAAUAAAAUUCAAGAAGAAAAAUACUAAAAAAUUAGUCAGCUAUUAA
This is a messenger RNA of Naumovozyma dairenensis CBS 421, 816 nucleotides long. RefSeq names its product mRNA splicing protein YJU2 (gene YJU2). The record is from RefSeq and is a predicted model, not a curated record. Gene Ontology annotation, biological process: mRNA splicing, via spliceosome. The coding region runs from base 1 to 816 and encodes 271 amino acids. NCBI's taxonomy places the organism in Eukaryota, Fungi, Ascomycota, Saccharomycetes, Saccharomycetales, Saccharomycetaceae. Gene Ontology annotation, cellular component: U2-type catalytic step 1 spliceosome. The transcript has a single exon.